Messenger RNA from Myotis daubentonii (Daubenton's bat), 684 nucleotides. RefSeq names its product Mix paired-like homeobox (gene MIXL1). Gene Ontology annotation, molecular function: RNA polymerase II cis-regulatory region sequence-specific DNA binding; DNA-binding transcription activator activity, RNA polymerase II-specific. Gene Ontology annotation, biological process: regulation of transcription by RNA polymerase II; endoderm development; hematopoietic progenitor cell differentiation. Lineage: Eukaryota; Metazoa; Chordata; Mammalia; Chiroptera; Vespertilionidae. The record is from RefSeq and is a predicted model, not a curated record.
AUGGCCACAGCGGGGUCCCGCCAGCUCCCGUUCGGGGACAGCGCCGCGUUCCCCGCGUACCGGCCCACGCACCGCGGGACCCUCCCGCCGCCUCCGGGCCCCGCCGCCGCCCUGCUCCCCGCGCGCCCCUUGGGGCCCGGCCCGGAUCGCUCCGCCCCGGCCUCCUUCCCCGGCUUCCUGGGGCGGGGCCCCGGGCCCUCCGCGCCGGCCCCCGCGGGCCUGGGCCCUCCUGCGCCCCCCAAAGGCGCGGCCGCCCCGUCGGCGUCGCAGCGCCGCAAGCGCACGGCGUUCAGCCCCGAGCAGCUGCGGCUGCUGGAGCUGGUCUUCCUCCGGACGGCGUACCCCGACAUCCACCUGCGCGAGCGCCUCGCCGCGCUCACCCUGCUGCCCGAGUCCAGGAUCCAGGUUUGGUUCCAGAACCGGCGCGCCAAGUCGCGGCGCCAGAGCGGGAAGUCCCGGCCGCCGGCAGCCUGCCCCGCGCUCCUCCCCGACCCCGCUGCUCACGGAACCGGAGCCGGAGCGCCGUGUUUGAAGGCCCAGCCGCCUCUGCCGGUGGAUGUGACCUGCCUGCCCUCGGCCAGCUCCCACGGCCAGAACGGCGAGACCUGCGCGCUCCCUGAGGACAUGGCCACCAAGCUGGACUCCUGGGAGGAGCACAUCCUCUCUGCCUUCGCGAGCUCUUGA